CUUGCAGGCUAUGUCGGAAAAGUCUAGCGAUGAUUCUCAGCCUCCACCAGCCAAGAAGAUGUUUGCCUUUCGGCAAUCAGCAUUGUCUGCGAAAGCCGAUCAACUAUGGAAUCAGAGGAAAUCAGGCUUUGGUUUUGGCGUCACCCCGUCUACACAUGUACAGUUAGAGAAGAAAUCGUUGGAUGAUGUUCUUGGACGAAUGGCUGCGGAGAAGAAGCAACGUGAAGAGAGAGAAGGAAAAGGCCAACCACUAUUUGUCUUUGGAUCAAAAAUAUCUGACAGGGUUGUCAAGGAGAAUCCAUCGGCAUCUUCCAAUGGGAAGGCAGCUGAAGGAGAUUCUGAAGAUAAACCUAGGACUGCUGAAGAAUUGUUCAAAAAUGCUGCUCAACAAGAUUACCCGCAAGAACGACAUGAUUUCAUUGCUGAAGCCAAGGAGGCGGCGGAAAAGAAGAAAGAGCAUGACAAGCCUAGCACAAGCGUAGUUGCAGUCAUGACUGGGGAGGAGAACGACAUUAAUAUAUUUCAGACUGCUUGCAAAUUACAUUCAUUUGAUAAAGAUAAGAAGACAUGGGUAGAGAAAGGACUCUCUCAAAUUCGCAUUAACCAAAGAAAUGAAGAUGGAGAGGUGCACCAUCGCAUUGUAGCGCGAACUACGGGUAAUCAUCGAGUUGUGAUCAACUCCAGAAUUCACGCUGAUAUGCUUUUCGAUCGAGUCGAUUCAAAGCGGUUGAAAAUCAGCGCUACAACGCCGGAUUCGAAUGGAAUGCAGAUAUUUUUAGUUACCAUUGGUUUUUCUAAAACUGCUUUGAAUAGCGAUGAAUUUUGCACUAUUUUGGAAGGUUUAAUCAAGAAAGAAAAAGCCAACGAGACUUCACGAAAGAGAAAGGCGAGCGAGGAACAUGAUGCUGAUAAAGUUUCCAAGAUGAAAAUAAAGGAAAAAGAAGAGCCAAAAAGUGAAGAAGGUGCAGACAAAAGCUUGAAAGGGAACAGUUCUUCCACUGCGGAGGGCAAUACAGAAACCGAAGAGAAGCCAGUUCAAGAAGACCCAUCAACAGGCGGUACUGAAGCUGAGGAGCACAAAGAGUCUCCUGAAGUGAAAGAACGACCGGAGAUUACAGAAGAAACCUCAGCGCCUUCAGGAUAACGUGGAAGUCUUUUUCAACAGUUAUAUUUUAC
Molecule: messenger RNA, 1176 nt
Organism: Cylicocyclus nassatus
Lineage: Eukaryota; Metazoa; Nematoda; Chromadorea; Rhabditida; Strongylidae
Source: the annotation of a GenBank genome assembly